AUGGAGGUGCUUGUGAGUACCUUCCUGAUUAUCUACAUUAAUCUUCUCAUCUAUGCAGAAAGAUCUGGAAAUCAGCCAACAGUAGACAAAACUUCAUGUGAACCAAAACCAAAUAGGAAGCUGACGUUCCUGUACUUGGCCAAUGAUGUAAUACAGAACAGCAAAAGGAAAGGACCAGAGUUUACAAAAGACUUUGCUCCAGUAAUAGUGGAGGCUUUUAAACAUGUUUCAAGUGAGUCUGAUGAGAGUUGUAAGAAACACCUUGGCAGAGUGCUCUCUAUCUGGGAAGAAAGGUCUGUUUAUGAAAAUGAUGUAUUAGAACAGCUUAGGCAAGCCUUGUAUGGAGACAGAAAGGUGAGGAAGCGCACAUAUGAACAGAUAAAAGUUGAUGAAAAUAACUGUUCACCUCGAAGUUCUCCCACUGACCCUCCGCAGACCACAGAUCUCAUUAGAGCAUUACAAGAACUAGAAAACGCUGCCUCUGGGGAUGCAGCAGUUCAUCAGAGAAUAGCUUCUUUGCCUAUAGAGGUCCAAGAUGUGUCCCUGUUAGACAGAAUAACAGAUAAGGAAUCUGGAGAGCAGCUUUCCAAAAUGGUAGAUGAUGCAUGUAUGUUGCUGGCGGAUUACAAUGGCAGGUUGGCAGCUGAAAUAGAUGAUAGAAAACAGCUAACUCGAAUGUUGUCAGACUAUCUCCGAUGUCAAAAAGAAUUCCUUGCAGAGAAAGAACAUAAGCUGGAAGAGUACAAGCGCAAGCUAGCCAGGGUGUCCCAGGUACGGAAAGAACUCAGGUCGCGCAUCCAGAACCUGCCUGAUCUCUCUCGGCUCCCCAACGUCACAGGCAGCCACGUACACCUGCCGUUUGCAGGAGACAUCUACAGCGAUGAUUGA
This is a messenger RNA of Mesitornis unicolor (brown roatelo), 888 nucleotides long. It is a transcript of the gene RPRD1A, whose product is annotated as regulation of nuclear pre-mRNA domain containing 1A. Gene Ontology annotation, biological process: mRNA 3'-end processing. Gene Ontology annotation, cellular component: RNA polymerase II, holoenzyme. The record is from RefSeq and is a predicted model, not a curated record. Gene Ontology annotation, molecular function: RNA polymerase II complex binding. The transcript is spliced from 7 exons. Lineage: Eukaryota; Metazoa; Chordata; Aves; Mesitornithiformes; Mesitornithidae. Bases 1 to 888 code for a protein of 295 amino acids.